Molecule: messenger RNA, 1529 nt
Organism: Cucurbita maxima (winter squash)
Lineage: Eukaryota; Viridiplantae; Streptophyta; Magnoliopsida; Cucurbitales; Cucurbitaceae
Exons: 4
Coding region: 15-395 (126 amino acids)
Source: RefSeq, a predicted model, not a curated record
ACUAAAUAUAUGACAUGAGAAGUUUAUUACAAAGUGAACUUUUACAUUCUGUUAUUUCAAGUUUAUUUGAUUUCAGAAGAGUUGAUAUGUGCAUGGCUUCUAUUUCCUUGCCAAACCCACAUUUCUGCUACGGUAGAGCACAGCCCAAGUACCAAUUUAGGGAAGAGAGAAGAAAGGUUUUUGAACAGGUAUGCCUGCUCAAAGCGAAGAACAAUAUUUCUGAAGAAGAAGAGAAUGGAUAUGCUAGAUUACCUCUAUACCUCGCAGUAUCAAAUGAGGGGCAUUGUUGCCGAGGUCGUGCCUGUGAUCAAAACAAAGAAAGGUAUACCCAUGAUGGAAGCAAAAAGGGUCAAAAACAAAUCCAGACGGGAGUGACUGAGAUAGCUCACCAGUAAGUUUCUUUGGGACCCCUUCUCUGAUCACUCUGUCUUUCAGUCUCUCUUCUUAUAAACAAUCAUUUCCACACACAUUGAAAAUUAUCAUCUUCCAGCUUUCUCUCGUUUGUCACCACUCAGUUCUUAGUAGGUUAUAAACAUGAAAGCCUGGAAAUGAGAACAGAGAUAAAUAGUAAACCAAAGAAAAAAAUGGGGUAUGAAAAAGAAAGAUAUGCUGCCCUUAUCAUCUUUUUAGAUCCACAAGCUAACUAGUAAGACAGGCUAUUUAGAUGUAAAGAACUGUGCAAAGUUCCUCGAGAUCUGAUUCCUGUUCUUUUUUUGAUGCUAUAAAUGGUUGAAGUCAAUAAAAUAGGUCGGUGUUCUUAAAAGAACAAAGGAAAAACAAUAUGGUUCACAUGUCAUGGAAUCAACAGCAAUAAAGGGUUGCUCUUAAGGAAUCUAAGGUUAUUUUGAUCUAAGACGCCAUGGAUUUUCUUUCACUCACACCUUUAUUUAACGUCAUAUGAGGCCACAUAGAACAAAGAGGAAUGGAAAUGUAAAGAAAACUCCAUAAGGAAACACAGAGCCCUGAGCUACCAAUAAAAGGUUAAUUCAUUAUUAGAACUCGAAGAAUAUAAUAUUUGGUGAAGUAUCAUAUCUUUUGGGUUUUGCCAUUGGACCUUUUUUCAUUUCAUGUCAAAUUUUAGGUUGAAAUUUUAAUGUGUUUUGGUGUACCCAAAAUAGGGUGUAAUAAUCUUCAUCUUUCAUUGAAAGAGACCAUCAUCAUCCUUGAGUUUGAUAUAUUAGCUUCAUGAUAAGCCUUGAAACAGAGCCUUUUGCCCUCUUUUACUCAAGUCUGGGUCUUUAUAACUCCUAAGUUUGUUCUAUUUUGGCGUUUGCUCUAUUUUUAUCCCUAAAUUUUAUUUAAGUUUGUUUUGUUGGGUUAUUUUUUCGAUCUUAUAUCUACUUGUUCAAUGAACAUCUCUAAUCUGUAUGACUUGAAUCUGUAUGGCUCGAAAUCAUGUUCAAUUCAAGGACUAAAUUGAACAUUUCGAAAGUUCCACAUUGGGUAAUAUAAGAUAUCUUAGUUUUUCUAAAAAGUCGUAGGCUCCGCAUAUUUCCGUGGUUAAAACAUGUCUACUAUAAGAAGUAGAA